UAAAAACAGUAAUGUGCUCACUACUUUAUUAACUUUAAAAAAAAGUUAGUAGCGCAUGACUUAUUUCUAGGUUGCAAAGUUCGAAGAAAUAAAAAAAAACGUCGAAUCCAAAAAAUGUUAACAAGAUACACAUAAAAAAGCAAUACGAUAUAGGAAAAUUGUUUUAUUUCAGUAGUUUAGUUCCACUAGCUGUGGCACAGCCUAAAGAUAGCUUUAUAAAAAAAAAUUAAACCUGACAUGGCUGUAUGACUUUAGGCUGUUUGCCUCAUAGAUUAUAAAAAAAAAGAAAACGAAAUAAUAUCUGUGGUCAUUUUAUUAGCGCGAAACAUACGAAGUCUACAAUUUGUUUAUUGUAUUAAUAUUGUACAUAAGUACAUAAAAGCUUUAAAAUUAAUUAUAAAAUUGAAAUAAUAAGUUACAAAUAAAUAUGGACAGUUUAAACACUGAAUUAGAUCUGUUUGACGAAGAUAUUUUCAGUCAGUAUGAUUCAAAUUUAGUGGGAAUUUUGAAUACUUCAGACAAUGAUACUAAUAUUAUUGAAGGAAAAAGUUAUAAAACGGAAUUAGGUAAGAUUCCGAUAGAUGAAUCUACUUUACUUAGCCAGAAAACAAUCACAUCCGUAGCUAAAAGAAGUAAGAAAUUUACACCACCUGUAAAGAAUAGUACAAUAAAUACAAAAAUACCCAUACAACAUAAUUUAGUAGAAAAACAAAUUUUCACACAUACAAAUCUUCUACAAAGUCCUAUGGAAAUCGACGAUUUAAAUAUAGAACGUUCUAGUAUUACUGACAUAAUCGAAAAAAGAUUUGAAAAAAGAACACAUAAUAAUUCAAAUACCACGUUCAGUUUAGAUGGACUUUUAUUAGGUUCUUUAAAUUUACUGAAUGACGUUGAAACCGAAAAUGUUUCUCAAGCUUUAUUUACCGAAGACUAUUCACAAGAACAACCAAAAAUGUCACAAGAACAAGCAAAAAUGUCUCAAGAAUCGAAAAAUACAAUACUUUCAUUUAAUUCUGAUAAUUACAAAAUUUAUACAAAUCUUGAUUUGAAAAGUGAAAAUAUCCAAAGCCAAGUAGAGGAUGGGUCUUUUAAAUGUCAAAACCAGAUAGAAGGUUCUUUAUAUAGUACAGAUUGCAUUGAUAUAGAUAAAAAUAAUAAUAUUGAAUUCAACCAAAGUGUCGAUUAUAAAAUACCCACUGGUGAUGUUUUUUUAAAUCUAUUUAAGGGCGGGAAAUGUAUGAAGAAAUUCGAUAAAAUAGUAGCAAUGUCUACUGAACUUGGUGAUAAGGGUUUGAAUGUUAAAUAUUCGGAUUAUAUCAAACAAAUAGGUAACUUUGAAAAAACAUCAGACACUAGUGAUGUCGUUUCGAAGAUUUUGAAAAUGUAUCCGAACGAUAACAAGAUUCGUUUAAAAAUGAAGAAUUAACAUAAUUAUGUAGUGUUUGACUAAUGCUUGUUUGAUGUAAAAUUUUAUUAAAAAAUUAAAAAU
Maniola jurtina (meadow brown) is the source of this 1489-nucleotide messenger RNA. RefSeq lists its product as uncharacterized. Lineage: Eukaryota; Metazoa; Arthropoda; Insecta; Lepidoptera; Nymphalidae. The record is from RefSeq and is a predicted model, not a curated record. The coding region runs from base 428 to 1426 and encodes 332 amino acids. The transcript is spliced from 2 exons.